This is a messenger RNA of Cryptococcus deneoformans JEC21, 3672 nucleotides long. Its product is annotated as expressed protein. Gene Ontology annotation, molecular function: DNA-binding transcription activator activity, RNA polymerase II-specific; RNA polymerase II cis-regulatory region sequence-specific DNA binding; zinc ion binding. Bases 1183 to 3417 code for a protein of 744 amino acids. The record is from RefSeq and is a predicted model, not a curated record. The transcript is spliced from 9 exons. Gene Ontology annotation, biological process: regulation of transcription by RNA polymerase II. Gene Ontology annotation, cellular component: nucleus. Lineage: Eukaryota; Fungi; Basidiomycota; Tremellomycetes; Tremellales; Cryptococcaceae.
CUUCUUCUCCCUCCGCACAUCGUCAAUCGCCAGCUUAGUCCGAGACAAACUGAUCUUCAAAGCCGGCCUGGCGUAGGCAUCUGGCCUAUGAAGCUUCUUUCCCAGACAUCAAUACGCCCCCAAGCUUCCCUGUAUCGUAUUGGGAAGGAUACGUUCGAUCUAAGGGAAGCAAAGAACUGUCUAUCGACGUGCAGUUCAUAUUACAACAAACGAUAUAGAUGCAGAAAUGACGUCCCUUUUGUUGCCUGCUAUCCUUUGAUCAUGCGUAUUCCAGAUCGGACGCGGACGACGAACGUUGUGUUCCCUACCAUCUGCGCCAUCACAUUACAGCAGCGCCUAGAACCCUGUUCUGGAAAGGAUGUAGUCAAACUUUGGUGAAUUGGUGAAUGUUGUGUGCAAGCUUCCCGCAUCAGUGCUCUUCACAACUGGAUCUCCUGCAAAACGACUAUUGAAGGUGGAUUACAUUCAAAUCAGGGAAAGCCCUUCUGUCAUACGAUACGUACGGACCUUGGAUCCCUUCCUCCCGUCAACAAAGGUUGCAGUUACAAUAUGUAUAUCUCUUCCGCCCUUCCUCGCACUCGAGUCAUCACUUACUCUGUACCUCCAUUGCCGCACGCACGCCCAUCUAGUCGCUCAGCACACCCGUCCCCUUAUUUCUUUUAGAUCCGCUUCCCUAUCUUUUUUGAAGAGACAAAGCUCAACGAAAUCUAAAUCCUGCACAGCUCUAAGCAGUCUUGCAAAGUAGUCUUACCUUCAGUGUGCACCAUAUUGAUUAUAAUCUGCAGCAUUUAUUUCAAAGGGGUAUCACUACAAUUUUUUUGAAGUCUCAAAACCCAGAAACGCAUAGGACAUCGAGCGCUGGAUAACUCACGCUUUGUAAUCUAACAAACUACCGGACUAAAGCAAAAGUCCUAGUUUUGACACAUACAAGUCGCCAAAGGACGCGUGGCAGAAGGAAGAAGAGUGUGGCGCGGUCAACAACAGAUCAGAGCCAAUCUUCUUCAUCCUCAUCUGUUCCAUGGCAUUCCGGUAGAGGCGGCUUCCUACCAUAGCACAAAGCAGGCUCUCAUAUAGGGUGCGGACGCCUGAAGGUCACGGCGAGGAAGUCGCAGCAAAAGCAAAAAAGCACCCAAUACUGCAAAGAAUCCAAUAAUCCCGAAAGUCCUUUUGUCUGUCCCGAUUAUGCUUCUGGAAAGCGAUUACUCAGAGAUGGGAAGGGAAGGACACCGUUCUCCCGAAAAACAUCGAUCUGAAGACAGGCGUCCCUCGGGCGAGGAGCAUCUAGUCUCUAGGUAUAAUAAUCCUCCUAUUUCUGAACAAACAAGGAAUUCCCCUUCCCGAGAAGCCAGUACUACUGGCCACGAAGCCCAACCUCUGGCCCCUUCAUCAGCUGAGCAAAAUCUGCCCACCCAUUAUGUUGUGCGCCCCAUACAGACACCCGACGCUCAUCAGCAAUCUGGUUCUUCUGAUAGAAUUGAAACGGCAACAGAAGUGAGACAAUCCGAACCCUCCGCUCAUCAGCAGCCCAUAGAGGGAUUGCUUUUACUUCGUCAACAACUUCCUAUAAGCCCUGCCAGGAAACGAUCCAGAAGCCCUCCCCCUUUUGGCCGUAUUGAUAAAUUCGGGCGAUCGCGCAGCAGCUCUCCAAGUGGAUCAAAAUCCGGUGAAGAUAAGGCAAGGAGUCGUCCCAAUACAGGUGAUGAAUUGAAAAGCAGUAUGCGCGGGAGGGAAAUGCAGUCUAGAUCACCACACAAUGUAACAGACUUUUUGACUGAACCUCCUUCUUCAGCACUUCGCUCUACUGUUCACAGCUCAUUAUCUUUUUUCGAGAGAGAGCUUGUCGACGUGAAAUCACCAUGUUUACCAGCCAUAUCUGACUGGAAGCCGACGGAGACACCUCCAAGUGGGCUAAUAAAGCCCACGCUUUCUUCUUUGGUGUCCGAUUUUCGUAGUCUCCCACCACCUUUUCCCAGCGCCCCUUUAUCAUCAGCCCGUUCAUUCUUUGGUCAGUCACGAGCCGGUCCCUCCUCUCAAUCACAAGAAUCGUCUAAUCCACGGCGAAGGAGUGAAGACGUUCAUCACCAUCUUCCUAGCCUUGAACUGCCCUUGCAACCUCUUGUUGAAGAGCAGACGCUUCAACCGCCUAGACCUCCGCUCGAUAGACAGCAACAUCUUGAUAUACCAAGCCCUUCUCUAUCUGAUCCUGCAAAGGGUCCUGGAGAACAGCCUCCCUCUGCCGUCAAAGGGAGUCGUGCAGAAAGGACAUCUUCUACCAAAGGGAUGAGAGAAAAGGGUGGUAGAUUUGAACAAGGUGGGAGUGGCUCAGGGAAGAAGAAGGCGAAGCAUCAAUCGGCUGAGUUGCUUUCUCCAAAGGGUAGUGAUACUAAAAAUGUGGCAGAUGCUCCAGGGCCGAGUGUUAAUGCGAGGCUUUCCACCGAGAGCACCGGUCAUGAAAGUGCAUCGGGAAGGGCCUUCGAUAUACAUUGGACGCCUGAUAACGUGAAAGCAUAUUGGAUGGGUUAUGAUUCUGCUAUGCGGGACGUUAAAUUUGGGAGGGGUGAUGUUAGAGUAAAUAUGCCUAAAGAAGGACGUGCAGUGGCCAUGGAGGUCUCAGUUGAUGAACAGCAUCAGCAGCAUUCCAAGACGAGGGCUGGAGCUACAGCUGCAGAAUCACCUCAGAAUCUUGGCUUCAGAGCUGCUUACAGACCUCCUCCUUCGCCUCAAACUGUCACACAACCACAAUUGCAGACUCAGAGGUUGGCUCCGCGAAUGAGACCACAUGGUGAAAACCAACCUGAACCACUUUCGCAAGGCACUACAAUUUCCCCUAGUAUGAGAACUCUGAGUCACCCGAUUUUUGCGCCCUUUGGUUGGGAACCUUCCAAUCCUGUUGUCCAUCCGCAGCAGAGGAGGUCAACGUAUCCGGUACACAUGCCUAAUUUCGUUGCCCCUAUUCAUCCUGCUUACCACCAGAUUGUUGCGGACCCGCCAAAAAAGCAGGUGCAGGUACCUAUUGGAACACGAUUCCAUCCGCCACAAAUGCAUCCUCCUCCAAUUUAUUCGCUCUCCUCAUCGGAAUCUUCCACUAAUUAUCGGGAAGGGUCUGGUCUCGAGCCUGCUGGCUCUCAUCGUCAGAGGAAGCGACAGCUGAUCUCUUGCUAUCCUUGCAGAAAGCGCAAGCUUCGAUGUGACGGCCGGCGACCAGUCUGUGAACAAUGUGAGAGAAGGAAAGUCGCCGACCAGUGUGGAUAUGCUGAAAGUAUUAAACGACGGAGGAGGACCAAGAAUGCUGAGGACGAUGAUAUCGAGAUGAGAGAUGAAGGGGAUGACGAGAUCGAAGAAGGAAAGGAGGAGGAGAUACAAGCCGGGCCUAGCAGAAGGGAGAACUUGGAUCGCGAAGAGAGGGACCAAGUGUAAGGAUAUAGAGGAAGGGGGAUGGAGGAAGACAAAGAGGAAGACGAGAUGCAGACGACGAAAUAGUUCUUACGAAGACAGCGACACCGCUACACCAAGCCCUUGAAGGAUAUGAGUCCUACUAUCCCAGGAAUGACCCAUUGUCAUCUGAUCUGAGACCUAUAAGGAUUAUCGACCUCGUGCUUGUUAAACUGGAGUUUCCUCAGCACCGGCGUAUUAACAGACUCGAAGGGCGUGUACAGAAUAGUGAUGCAUACC